Messenger RNA from Nothoprocta perdicaria, 1188 nucleotides. RefSeq names its product cAMP-dependent protein kinase inhibitor gamma (gene PKIG). The transcript has 4 exons. Bases 124 to 354 code for a protein of 76 amino acids. Gene Ontology annotation, biological process: negative regulation of cAMP-dependent protein kinase activity. NCBI's taxonomy places the organism in Eukaryota, Metazoa, Chordata, Aves, Tinamiformes, Tinamidae. The record is from RefSeq and is a predicted model, not a curated record. Gene Ontology annotation, molecular function: cAMP-dependent protein kinase inhibitor activity. Gene Ontology annotation, cellular component: nucleus; cytoplasm.
AGCCGGAGCCUCCGUGUAUCCAAGCUGCUGCCUUGCUGUGUACGAAGCUUACCUGAAGCCAUGUCCAGAAGGAAAGUCAACUAAACCAGGGAUUUGCAGGCGCGUGGCAAUGCAAGACCAGUAAUGGAGGUAGAGUCCACCACGUACUCCGACUUCAUCUCCUGUGACCGGGCUGGUCGGAGGAACGCCGUCCACGAUAUCCAGGGAGAUGCGACCGCUAUCAGCAUGCGCAAGCUGACAGGGGACAUCAGUGACCUUUCCAUCGAGGGAGCAGAAAGCCAACCAGAUGCCUCUUCUCCUGAGAAGGACCCUGGAGCAAGACCAAAGGGACAAGACAACAGUCCCUCCCCCUGAGAGCCUGCAGGGGUGGGAUGGGGCAGGAGGAGGGACAUGCUGUAAACCUUGAGCAAGAAUUUACUAUUGAACCUGCAGAAGAAAACUACCAUGGAACAACACGUUCUCUGUCAGAGGCCUCUGCUGCAACUAUUGGCCUCAGAGAGCUGCAGGAUGCUGCACAAGGAGUGGCACCUCCAAGAGACUUCUGCUCCUCUUCYUAACAACUUAGAACAACAGUGGUUGUAGUGGUAUGAGCCAUUCUCAAGAUGCCUUAGCUGCAACUUUCCUCUAUAGGAAAACACAAUUUUAGUAAUAAUAUACACAGACUUUCCUGUCCAAGGUACCUUCUUAUUUCAUAGACUUAGACAUUAUUUAUGCUUUGUUUCCAUAGAUUAGGAGCUUAGAUUUGGGGUUUUUCUAAGUAUCACCCUUAUUUUGCAUCUUAGAUCUGAACUGGCCUGUCUGCAUUGCCCCUAGUCACAGUGGGCAGCAGGGAAGGGACCCGGUCAUGUUCAUGUCAAGCACCACUCACCUGUGUUGCUGCCACUUAGCAAUCAGAAAAGGACCAAAGUGCAGGUGUGGGGAUGAGCUCCACAUCCAGACCCAGCAGCAUCAGCCACACAGGCAUCUUUUUCUUUAGGUUUUAGCAUUUUAAGAUAUUGUUAAAGGGAAGGGAAGAAAAAAAAUGCUGUUUUGACUGUUGCAGUUGAGGUUUAUCCAUGCAAGCUGCUAGCUGAGAAGUGUUUAUCUACAGAAAGAUCUCACCCCAUUUUCUUUUUGGAGACAUGUUUUGUGUUAAAGAUGGUUUGAUAAAACUAUAUAUGCUGUUGGAAUAAAUAACACAGCCUUCAA